AUGACCCCCGAACGCAGCGCAGCCUCGGGCGGCGCCAAGUCCGCCAUUUCCAGGGUCAACGAUAAAGGUAUAGGGAAAGGCGGCCUCAAGUCCACCCGCGUCACCGCUGCGGAGGGUCAGACAGGCCGCCUCGCCGUCGACCUUCUCGUCAACGACGAAGACUACUCGAGCAAGUACGAGGGACUCACCGCCCUCGAGUACGACACCGUCAAAAACAUCGUCUACGAUCUAAACGACGAGGAGAUGCUCGUGAAGAGCAUGGAGCAUAUCAAUACGUGCCUACUCAUCCUUCCUGCGCGCAAGCUAACAUUCACGCGCACCCUCCUCUCCGCCACGCGGACCGCCAAAACCGUCACCAACCUCGUCCUCCUCUCCUCCGCCGGCGCCGAGCACGCCGAUCCAACCACACAACCGCGCCUGCACGAGUCGAUCGCGCUCGAGGCCCUCGCCCUCCGGCCUAAAGGCGAGACCGCGGCAGGCGACACGGGCCACAGCCUGUGCGUCAUCCGCGCGGGGCUCUACGCGGAGAACCUGCUGCACUACACGCAGGAGGCGCCGGGCGCGGGGACGCCCCAGAUCCCGAUCGGGGAGAGACAUAAGUUCGCGCCGGUCGCGUUCAGGGACGUCGCGCAGCUGUUGGCGUACGUCAUCACGAACGCGGGGCUGCACGGGCUAGGGGACAAUGUGCGGGGUCCGCAGCUUGUGUCCGGGGACGAGCUCGGGGUGGUGGCAUCGCAGGCGCCCGGGACGAAUAUGGAGUUUGAGCUCAUUGACGAGGAGACCGCAAAGAUAAUCCUGAAUACUGAUCAGGGCGCAGAGGUUGAUGAAGCUGAGCGCGAGUACCUGCUCGAAUACUACUCCCUCGCGCGCGAGGGCAAGACGAACAACACGGCGACCACCGCGUUCCUCGCAUACUUUGGCCGCCGCGGCCAGGAGCUGACCGAGUUCUUCCAGACGUAUGCGGGCGCGUGGUGGGAGGAGUUCAGGCCGAAGAGGCGCAAAGUCGCUGGUGGGGGAGUGAAAGUAGAGGCGGCGGAGGAUGGAGAUGAGAAUGACGAUGACGAAGGCAUGACCGACGAGAGUGUCGUGAAGGAGUCGAGGAGACAGACGGUCACGAAGGGUCUGUAG
This is a messenger RNA of Dichomitus squalens LYAD-421 SS1, 1128 nucleotides long. RefSeq lists its product as uncharacterized. NCBI's taxonomy places the organism in Eukaryota, Fungi, Basidiomycota, Agaricomycetes, Polyporales, Polyporaceae. The record is from RefSeq and is a predicted model, not a curated record. The coding region runs from base 1 to 1128 and encodes 375 amino acids. The transcript has 8 exons.